CCAAAUUCGGAGUGCGCAUGCGUUGAUUUUUGUACCGCAACAUGAUUGGCAGUCUGAUGUUUUAUGUGCUCUACUAUUUAUCACGGUACCUGACCGUUCGACCCUCAGAGGCCUCAAAAAAGGGCCUCCCUCCUUCCGUGGUUAAUGACAAAGCUGCGUGGGAUGCCAAAACCCGGAGGUUCACCGAUUUGCAGACAGAGCAGCUGGAGCAGCGGCUCCGCCCAACCGGUGGUUCGAAGGGAGAAACGAAAGAAAGGGUAAAAGAUCCAAGCCCGGAAGAGGAAAAAACUACAAGGAGCAACAUGGACAAAGAACCUCCAGCGGCUGUCCCGGAUAAAGAUACAAUGAGUGACGGAAACCCAAACAUUACUUCAGAAGUACCAUCUGAAGUAAAAGAGGAAGAAGCUGGGAAGAGACAUGGAGCAAAUCAGGAGAACCUUCAAGAUUCAAAACAGGAGGAUAGAGAAAUAAUUACCCACCAUAAGUUGUUGCAUAUGGAUGCAAAGAAUGGGGGAAUCUCACCAGCAAAGGAGAUGAUGCCAGAGCAAGCACUCGAAGAACCGUUAAAGUGUCUGCAGACAGAAGACAGCAUAAAAGAUACUACAUUUCAAGUACAGAAACAAGCUAUGGGAGAGUCUGUAUCUCCAGUUAAGAAGAGCACACACGAAAUGACCAGCUCAGCAGAAGACCAAAUCCAAAUACCAUACAUGGAAAAGUUAGAGACUACUUUUGAAGAGUGCUGGGAUGAAUACAUAGUCCCAGCUGCAGAUGAGCCACAUGAUGGAGUCAGCAUUUCCGAGACAGUGUUUCCCUCCCUUCUCUCUCAUCCUCAGGCCCACUUUAAGCUCAGCGAGCAGCACCAUGCACAAACCAGCUGGCACUUCCCUGCAGGACCUGGUCUCACAGAAGAGGUGCAGUGCCCACUUAUAACUUUUCCUUCUAUGAGCUAUUACCCUCCUGUAGAGCCAGCACUUCCCUUGGAAGUGAUGUGGAGAGUCUGGGUAGAGAUGGAUGAGAGUGCUGCUUCAGCAGAGCCUGCACUCAUACCCUUCACAAAUGCAACUAUGGACUUCACUGUAAUGUCCUACAACAUCCUUGCUCAGGACUUACUAGAAGCCAACCAGCAACUGUACACACACUGCCCCCUGGAGGUGCUGGAUUGGCAUUACCGAUGUAACCUGCUUUUAAAGGAAAUAGAACAAUGGCUACCAGACAUUUUGUGUCUUCAAGAGGUUCAGGAGAACCACUACCAUGAACAGCUGCAUCCUGCCCUGUCUCAGAUGGGCUACACUUGUGUGUACAAGAGGCGUACAGGAACCAAGACAGAUGGAUGUGCUACUUGCUUUCGUAGCAGCUUCUCUCAAGUGGCUGCCACUCACCUGGAGUUCUUCAAGCCUGAGACGGAGCUGUUAGACCGGCACAAUGUGGGCAUUGUUUUGCUUCUUUGGCCACUGGUCAACCGGGGUUCACAAGUGAAGGAGGUGGGCUCGCCGCUCUGUGUAGCCAACACCCACCUGCUUUUCAACCCCAGGAGGGGGGACGUGAAGUUGGCUCAGUUAGCAAUAUUGCUGGCUGAAAUUGACAGCGUGAUCAAGUCCUGUAAGGCUAAAGGUGAACACUGUAACGUAAUAAUGUGUGGAGACUUUAACUCUGUCCCACACAUGCCUCUGUACCAGCUGAUCACUACCAGCCAACUCCACUACCAAAACCUGCCAGCAUGGAUGGUAUCAGGUCAAGAAGAUCUGUCAUAUAAGGCCGAUUGCCACAGGCUGUUGGCUCCACUUUGGCCCAGCUCUCUGGGAAUCACUGGCAGCUGCCAGUACACUAAUGCCAAUGAGAUAUUUGAGAGACAGAAAUCAGGGAAAUGUCAGUACAGCCACGACUUCAUGCUGCAGCUGCGCUACUGUCCAGCUGCUUGUGUCCGUCCUCGGGGCCUGGAAGAGAUUCCAGGGGUGACUGACAUCACACCAGAUGCUUCAAGGGCAAAUCAUCUUGAUGAUAAAAGAUUCAGACACACAGUCUGCCAUCGGUUAAACCUAGAGUCGGUUUAUAAGCACAUUCUC
This is a messenger RNA of Neolamprologus brichardi, 2063 nucleotides long. NCBI's taxonomy places the organism in Eukaryota, Metazoa, Chordata, Actinopteri, Cichliformes, Cichlidae. The record is from RefSeq and is a predicted model, not a curated record.